Messenger RNA from Megalops cyprinoides (Indo-Pacific tarpon), 912 nucleotides. RefSeq names its product homeobox protein Hox-B13a-like. Gene Ontology annotation, molecular function: RNA polymerase II cis-regulatory region sequence-specific DNA binding; DNA-binding transcription factor activity, RNA polymerase II-specific. Lineage: Eukaryota; Metazoa; Chordata; Actinopteri; Elopiformes; Megalopidae. Gene Ontology annotation, biological process: regulation of transcription by RNA polymerase II. The record is from RefSeq and is a predicted model, not a curated record. The coding region runs from base 1 to 912 and encodes 303 amino acids. The transcript is spliced from 2 exons.
AUGACCGCCUCCCUGAAUCCUCGUUGGGUAGACACUGUUAUGUUUGUAUAUGAAAACAACUUGGAUGAGGUCAGCAAGAAUAUGGAGGGUCUCGUGGGUGCCGGUAAUUUCGCAGCCAACCAGUGCAGAAAUCUGAUGGCUCAUUCCGCCUUGGGAGGUCAUCCUCCCAGUCUCGCACAUGGAUCUGGUUACUCUGCUGUGGAUGUGUCUGGCUCUGGGUCCGGGGAAGCGGGAAAACAGUGUGCUCCAUGCCCGGCUGUUCCUCAAGGCUCCUCCACAGCCCCUCUCCCGUAUGGUUAUUUCGGUAAUGGUUAUUACUCAUGUAGAAUGGGGAGGGGUUCGCUGAAAUCUUGUACCCAGCCUAGCGCCCUCUCCAGCUAUUCCGCUGAGAAAUACAUGGACACCCCAGUUCCAUCCGAAGAAUACUCUAGCAGGCCAAAGGAGUUCGCAUUUUACCACGGUUAUGCCAGUCCGUAUCAGCCCAUGGCGAGCUACCUGGACGUUUCUGUGGUGCAGACAAUUGGGGCAGGAGAGCCCCGGCACGAGACUCUGCUGCCAAUGGACAGCUAUCAGCCAUGGGCGCUGACUAACGGAUGGGGAAGCCAGAUGUACUGCGCGAAAGACCAGGCACAGACUGGACAUCUGUGGAAGUCUGCACUUGCAGACGUAGUGGCCCACCAACAGGACGCCAGCUCCUUCCGCCGCGGUAGGAAGAAAAGAGUACCUUACACCAAGGUGCAGCUAAAGGAACUGGAAAGAGAAUAUGCCGCCAACAAAUUCAUCACGAAAGACAAGAGGAGAAAGAUUUCUGCAGUAACCAACUUGUCGGAAAGGCAAAUAACUAUCUGGUUUCAAAACCGGAGAGUAAAGGAAAAGAAGUUCGUGGCCAAACUCAAGAACCCUGCUCCAUAG